CGCAUGCGCAGUUAACAGACUUCCGGAGCACGAGCUGUGUGGAGGUAGUACUGAAUUAGUGUAAAGCUUCAACCCGGAGUUUAAUUUGAUGAGGAUCGGUGGUGGAAUUCUCUCGGAGAAAGUUUCGUAAAAAGGACUGUAUCAAGAAUACUGGUUGUCAGACGCGUGCAGAGUUUCCUGAGAAGUUAUUUAAUAUCUGAUGCAAUAUGGCAACAAUACCUCGCACUCUCAUAAGGACCAUCAUAUGCCUCCGGGAGAGUGGACGUCAUGUAAAGUUGUCGCCACUGGGACUUGUUCGAACUGUAUCUAACACAUGUUCCGGGGAGCAAACUAAAGAGAAAAUGCCGAUCUUUAGAGCCCCAGUGUCUGGAGGAGGACGUGAAGGCGGCGGUGGUGGUGGUGGUGGUUCAGCUCGGACAUAUCUCCUUGGAGCCGCGGCGUUAGGACUGGGGCUGAGUGGAGCUGCUUUACACAGUGAGCGGGAUAAAGAUGUCUCUCAGGGGACACGAACUCUCACAAACACUGUAAACCACUUCCUCAUACCCCAAGCUUACUGUGCUGCCCCAUACAAAGACGACACUCCGCGGUAUAAAUACAACUUUAUUGCGGAUGUAGUGGAGAAGUCAGCGCCAGCUGUAGUCUACAUUGAGAUAUUAGGGCGGCAUCCAUUCUCUGGCCGUGAGAUCCCUAUCUCUAAUGGAUCUGGCUUCAUCAUCAAGGCUGAUGGCCUCAUAGUGACCAACGCUCAUGUAGUAGCCAACAAGCGUGGGGUUCGUGUCAAACUUGCCAACGGAGAGACAUACAAUGCCACUGUACAAGAUGUGGACCAGGCUGCAGACAUUGCAACAAUUAAAAUCAAUGCCAAGCAUCCCUUGCCCACAUUGCGUCUUGGAAAGUCGUUAGAUGUACGUCAGGGGGAGUUUGUGGUUGCCAUGGGGAGCCCUUUCGCUCUGAGGAACACCAUCACAUCUGGAAUAGUUAGUUCGGCUCAAAGAGGCAGCAAAGAGCUGGGGCUGUCUAAUGGCAACAUGGACUACAUACAGACCGAUGCUGCCAUAGAUUUUGGGAAUUCAGGUGGUCCACUUAUUAAUUUGGAUGGUGAGGUCAUUGGUAUUAAUACCAUGAAAGUGACGGCUGGGAUUUCCUUUGCCAUUCCCUCUGACAGGCUUCGUCUUUUCCUUGAGCGUGCAGCUGACAAAAAGAGUUCCUGGUUUAGUGGGUCUGAAAACAAACGGCGCUACAUAGGAGUGACGAUGUUAACUCUCACACCCAGUAUAAUCGCUGAGUUGAAGAUGCGUGAUCCCUCCUUCCCUGAUGUAGCACAUGGAAUCCUCAUCCAUCGUGUCAUCACUGGCUCUCCAGCCAGCAGAGCGGGUAUGAAACCAGGUGACAUUGUGGUGGAGGUCAAUGGCGUGAAGGUGAACACAUCAGAAGAAAUCUAUAAUGCAGUACGGACAAGUGACAGCAUCAACAUGGUACUGCGCAGAGGUCAAGACCUCCUGAUGCUGCACAUGACAACUGAGUUCACAGAAUAACAUAAACCAGACUCAGUAUUUUGCCUUAUGGAAAAGUUGCAGAAGAGAAAUAUACAAAAAGGAAGAUUAAAAAAAAAGAUUAGGAUGUCAAAUGUUCUGAAGGGAGACAGAUCCGUUGGCAGGGUUCAUUAAAUGGGGACAUACAGAAAAUAAUUUGUACUGUACAUGGGGGGGUUUGGUGUUUCCUUAACAUUGACACAACCCCCCACCCCCCUCUAAAGAUUGCGUUGUUACACCCAUGCUUGGGUGUAUGUUAGCAAUGAGUUUAUAUUAAAUUCUAAGUUGAAAAUGUCACAAGGAUUCUUGGGACAAAUUUUUCCUCAGUUAAUGUGGCUUGUUGAAAGUGAUGUUAUGGGGCAGAUGUGCACACAUACAGGUUUUAGACAAUAUAUUGGAAUGAGAGAGAAAAAUGUGAGACAUUAAACACAUUGCGAACGAAGGCUAGUAUUUUUGAACAGGCAUCCGUGUGUAUAUGACUCAAAGCCAUUGAAAUGAUGCUGUGAGCACAUUUGAGCCUUAGACCUGGAAACAAAAAUAUGGUGUGUGUGUUUUUUUUUUUUUUAUAAUGUUUUACACUUGUAUGAGAAAACCAUGACAACACACCAAUCCAUACUUUGUUGCGUAAUAUUGCUUUUAAGCUUGCAGCUGUUCCAAAUAUUUUCUGUUUAUAAAAAUGGCCCAUUUACAGCUAGAAAGUUCAGCAUGAAGUCAAAGCUGGCCCAAUUUCUUACCACUGAUUUUGUUUAUCCCUGUACAUGUGAAGGAGGGGUUUUUAAUUCUGUGUUCUGUCUUUGACAUACAUUUAGACAUGGGUUUUCCCCCGCUUAAAGUAGCAGUAAAUGAUUACGUUUGAAACAGUGUUGGAGAAAUUAUUCUCAUAAGUUUUCUGAAGGCCACGAGUGGUCCUAAUGCACCUGUACAUCAGGUUUCUAGUGCACACUUUGGCAUACAUUGUGUUAUAAAAUGAACAUAACUUUGACUGCAAUUCUGUUUGAAACAAAAAAUACAAAUAAACUUCUAAUGUUAAAGAACUCAGAAGAAUAUUUGCUAUACAAAAGCGAGUAAAGUGAAAUGUCAGGAGCCAGUCAGCAAGAUUUCAUUAAUUAAAAAGCAGUUUACUUGGGUAUGUAUAAUUAAAAGUAAAAAAAAAAAAAAAAAAAAAAAAAAAAAAAACUUUGUUCAUUCACUAUCUUGUAUGGUUCAUGUAGUUAGAAGUAUAAAUAAGUUUUUGUAUUAAAAAAUACAGCAUGAAUAUGUAACAUAAUUUUACAAAAGCCACAGAAAAGUACAUAAUGCUUUUAAACCCAGAAAU
Ictalurus punctatus (channel catfish) is the source of this 2847-nucleotide messenger RNA. RefSeq names its product serine protease HTRA2, mitochondrial. The transcript has 8 exons. Lineage: Eukaryota; Metazoa; Chordata; Actinopteri; Siluriformes; Ictaluridae. Gene Ontology annotation, cellular component: mitochondrion. Gene Ontology annotation, molecular function: protein binding; serine-type endopeptidase activity. The coding region runs from base 207 to 1535 and encodes 442 amino acids. The record is from RefSeq and is a predicted model, not a curated record. Gene Ontology annotation, biological process: positive regulation of apoptotic process; proteolysis; programmed cell death.